GAGCAGACGAGGAUGGCCACAACCACACUGCAGACUGAAAUAUGAUUUUAGCCAGAAGAUAGUCUUAAGUCAACGAAUGAUAUCAGAUAAUGUACUUCGAGUAGACGGAUACAUUGAAUUAUUAUGUUCUCAUGUGACCAAAGUGGAUUCAGUUUGAAAUUGUGGUCUGACUUAAUGAGCGUGUGAAGACGGAGGAGGGUGGGAGGCAGAUAACGGUGCAGUUGUUGAAACCAUUUUUGUCCUGGCGGAUAUUUCGGAUCAAACGUCGUGUCCUACACUCUGGGAGGGUGUUUGCGUUUUUCUUCAUUCACGUGCGAGGAAAGCAUAUGGUCCUCAUAUCUGAAUCUGAUCGCUUUUUGACCAUCAAGGACUGUUAGAAUUUCAUUUUAGCUUGUGAGGAGCCUUAACGAGCAAAUUGCCAUUUGUUUUUAAGAAAUGGAGUCUGAAGAUGCGGAAUACCAAGGGGUAGACAUUUCUACCGCAUGUUUUUCUAAAACAUCUCUUACAUCAAUUGGUAGUUCUCAAGAAUGAUCAAAUACUGAUGUAUUAUUAUGAUCAUCAUAUACUAUCUGCCGAAGAAGCCAAAUCUCAAAUUGUCUGCUGGAUUGAGUUCACCCUGCAGCGGACUCAAAGAAAUUCCGUAGCACAUGAGAAACAUUCGUCUUCUAGGUUGCCUGCGUGUUGCCAGUCACUUUCUGGGAUUUUCAUCUUCCUAUUGCUACUAGCCAGCUACAAGUUAAUUUGUGGCACCGACAGGACAUUGGGCAAGGUCCCCCCCCCUCCAAGAAAUUGACUUUAAAACAGUGAACAUACGUUCGUGGACCUUUGCGAAUGUCCAGAAGUGUCUGUCUUUGGCACUGUUAAUUAAUCGGGUUAUAAAUUAACCUUUUAAUUUAUCAGGCCGGGAAGGAUUUAUUUUACAGGAAUGAGGUCUUGUACAGAAAAGGAUCAUUUGACCUUGUUUUGUGGUCUGUUGUUGUGCGUCUCCACGAUCUGCCUUUGGCCCGCGAAUGGAGAAAUCUGUGGUCCCGGCAUCGACAUUGGCAAUGACAUCAGAGAAUUUAGUCGGUUGGAGAACUGCACGGUGGUUGAGGGCUACCUGCAGAUCCUCCUCAUUGGCGACAAGAAUAAUAAUGCCAACCAGGAUGUCUUCCGAACCCUCAGCUUUCCCAAGCUCACAAUGAUCACCGACUACCUGCUCCUGUUCAGGGUGUCCGGCCUGGACAGCCUCAGCACGCUCUUCCCCAACCUCACCGUCAUCCGAGGACGCAACCUUUUCUACAACUACGCCCUGGUGAUCUUCGAGAUGACCAGCCUGAAGGACAUAGGCUUGUACAACCUGAGGAACAUCACCAGAGGUUCCAUCCGGAUCGAGAAGAACCCAGAGCUCUGCUAUCUGGACUCGGUGGACUGGUCGCUUAUCAUGGACGCUGAAUUUAACAACUACAUUGAUGGGAAUAAGCAGUCCAAAGAAUGCGGGGAUGUGUGUCCUGGAAUCAAUGAGGACAAGCCCCUUUGCAAGCAGACCAACUUCCAUAACUACAGCUACCGUUGCUGGACGUCCAACCACUGCCAGAAAGUUUGCCCGGACAGCUGUGAGCGGCGGGCGUGCACGGCAGAGGGCGAGUGCUGCCAUGCUCAGUGCCUGGGCAGCUGCACGGCGCCCAACAGUGACACUUCCUGCGCCGCCUGCCUCCACUACUUCCACGAGGAGCGCUGCGUGCCCGACUGCCCCGCCGGCACCUACAAGUUCGAAGGCUGGCGCUGCAUCACCAUGGACCUGUGCUCCCGCGUGCACGUGCCCGACUUUGACCGCUUCGUCAUCCACGAGGGAGAGUGCAUGCCCGACUGCCCCUCCGGCUACACCCGCAACGAGGACUCCCCCGACAGUAUGUUCUGUUCAGCCUGCAACGGCCUGUGUGACAAGAUCUGCGACGAGAAGGUCAUCGACUCCGUGGAUGCCGCCCAGUCGCUCAAGGGCUGCACGGUCAUCAAGGGCAACCUGCACAUCAACAUCCGCCGAGGACAGAACCUGGCCACGGAGCUGGAGAGCUUCAUGGGCCUGAUCCAGACUGUGACGGGCUUCGUGAGGAUCAGACACUCUCACACCCUGGUGUCCCUCUCAUUCCUCAAGAGCCUGCAGCACAUCCGAGGGGAGGAGCUGUCAGAGGGGUAUGCCUUCACUGCGCUGGACAACCAGAACCUGCAGUACACGUGGGACUGGGGGCAGCACAACUUGACCAUCCACAGAGGCAAACUCUUCUUCCGCUUCAACCCCAAACUUUGCCUUUCCGAGAUCCGCAAGAUGUGGCAGAAGACGGGCGUCACUGAGAAAUACGUCGAGUCGGAUAUCCGCAACAACGGAGACCGAGCCAGCUGUGAAAGUCAAAUCCUGAGGUUCAAGUCCAACAGCACCAUGAGUAACAGAAUCAAACUGACAUGGGUUCGCUACAGGCCUCCGGACUACAGAGAUCUCAUCAGCUUCAUAGUCUACUACAAGGAGGCUCCGUUCCAGAACAUCACCGAGUUUGACGGCCAGGACGGCUGUGGCUCCAACAGCUGGAACAUGGUGGACGUGGACCUGCCCCCGGAUAAGGAUUCUGACCCAGGGGUCCUCCUGUCACCCCUCAAGCCGUGGACCCAGUACGCCAUCUUUGUCAAGGCCAUCACGCUGGUGGUGGAGGACAAGCACAUCCUGGGGGCCAAGAGCGAGGUGGUCUACAUCCGCACCAACCCCUCAGCCCCCUCCCUGCCCCUGGACGUACGGGCGUACUCCAACUCCUCCACCCACCUGGUGGUGCGCUGGUCUCCCCCCAUCUCCCCUAACGGCAACCACACCUACUACCUGGUACGCUGGCAGCAGCAGGCGGAGGAUAGGGAGCUCUACCAGCACAACUACUGCUCCAAAGAGCUGAAGAUCCCUAUCAGGAUAGCAGCCACUGGAGUGACUGAGGUAGAGGAGGACAUCAAGUCUACAAAUCCAGAUAUGGCCGGGGGGGAGAAGGGCCCAUGCUGCCCCUGUCCCAAGUCUGUCGGAGACCUGGAGGCUGAGGCCGCAGAUGCCUCCUACCGCAAAGUCUUCGAGAACUUCCUACACAACUCCAUCUUCACACCAAGACCCCCGGACCGGCGCCGGCGAGAUCUGUUUGGCAUUGCCAAUGCCACCUUCUCCCGGGUCGCGACGAGCCCCAGGUUCAACGUCACGGCCCUGGAUGCCAACGCCACGGACGCAGAGCUGGCGGAGCGCGAGUACGACUUCCAGGAGCGCGCGGUGAAGGAGCGCGAGCUGCAGAUCCCGGGGCUGCAGCCGUUCACCGUGUACCGCAUCGACAUCCACGCCUGCAACAAGCAGGUCAAAGGCUGCAGCGCUGCAGAGUUUGUCUUCUCCAGGACCAAGCCUGCAGAGAGGGCCGAUGACAUCCCGGGGCCGGUGAGCUGGGAAGGCCAGGAGGAUUCUGUGUUCCUGCGCUGGCCUGAACCGCUCCGACCCAAUGGCCUCAUCCUCAUGUACGAGAUCAAGUACAAACUCUCCACUGAUCUGGAGAAGCAUGACUGUGUGUCGCGCCAGCUGUACCGGGAGCAGAAAGGGGCACGACUCAGUAACCUGGGCCCAGGGAACUACUCUGCCCGCGUGCGUGCCACCUCCCUGUCGGGCAACGGCUCCUGGACAGAACCAGUGGCCUUCUACGUGACCCAACAUGAACGGUACGAGUCUUACCUCUACAUUGUGAUCUUCGUGCCCCUGGCGGUGGUCCUGGCUAUAUGCUUGCUCAUCACCACCUACUUUGUUGUGAGCAAGAAAAGGAACAGUGACAGGCUUGGGAACGGAGUGCUCUACGCCUCGGUCAACCCAGAGUAUUUCAGCGCUGCAGAGAUGUACGUCCCAGACGAGUGGGAGGUGGCCAGGGAGAAGAUCACUAUGAACAAGGAGCUGGGCCAGGGCUCCUUUGGCAUGGUGUACGAGGGCAUGGCCAAGGGUGUGGUCAAGGACGAGCCGGAGACUCGUGUAGCCAUUAAGACGGUCAACGAGACCGCCAGCAUGAGGGAGCGCAUCGAGUUCCUCAACGAGGCGUCCGUCAUGAAGGAGUUCAACUGCCACCACGUGGUGCGCUUGUUGGGCGUGGUGUCGCAAGGCCAGCCCACUCUGGUGAUCAUGGAGCUGAUGACCCGGGGAGAUCUGAAGAGCCACCUGCGCUCCCUCAGAUCCAAAGAGCCAACCUCGUCCGCCCUGUGCCUGCCCCCCCUGAAGAAGAUGAUUCAGAUGGCGGGUGAGAUAGCGGACGGCAUGUCCUACCUCAACGCCAACAAGUUCGUCCACAGAGACCUGGCGGCCAGGAACUGCAUGGUGGCUGAGGACUUUACCGUCAAAAUAGGAGACUUCGGCAUGACGAGGGACAUCUACGAGACAGACUACUACCGUAAAGGAGGCAAGGGCCUGCUGCCAGUACGCUGGAUGUCCCCAGAGUCCCUUAAAGAUGGCGUCUUCACCACCAACUCAGACGUCUGGUCGUUUGGAGUAGUGCUGUGGGAGAUCGGCACCCUGGCCGAGCAGCCCUACCAGGGCAUGUCCAACGAGCAGGUGCUACGCUUCGUAAUGGAGGGAGGACUCCUGGACAAGCCGGACAACUGCCCCGACAUGCUAUUUGAGCUGAUGCGGAUGUGCUGGCAGUACAACCCCAAGAUGCGUCCUUCCUUCCUGGAGAUCAUCAACAGCAUCAAGGAGGACCUGGAUCCUCCGUUCAGAGAGAUGAGCUUCUUCUACAGCGAUGAGAACAAGCCCCCGGACACAGAGGAGCUGGACAUGGAGGUGGAGAACAUGGAGAACGUUCCCCUGGACCCUGCCGCGUCCAGCCGACCGCCCAUCUGCGCCCCAACAUCCAGCCAGGCCUCCGCCCCAGCCCAGCAGACACCACCCUCCCAACAGACGCCCCCUUCCAACCAGGCCGGUGCCUCCACGAACCUGGUGGCGCCCUCGCUGGGGCCCGGCGCCCCCUCUGCCCAGGCCCAGUGCUCGGCCCCCUCGUCGCCCUGCCCACCAGGCUUGCCUCUGGACAAGCACCCAGCAGCGGGAGCGGCGGGAGCAGCGGGAGCAGCAGGGACCAACGGCCCCGCGGCGACGGUCGCGCUGCGGCCUGCCUUCGACGACUCGCAGCCAUACGCACACAUGAAUGGGGGUCGCAAGAACGAGCGUGCCAUGCCGCUGCCCCAGUCCUCGGCCUGCUGAUCCAGGGCCCACAGCCCCCAACCUCUCCCCCCCAACCUCUCCCCCCCCCCCUCCCCCCCAAAAAAACUUGUGACCCCUCCUUCGUUUUUUCCCUAUGGAGCCUGUUUUCUCUAAGGAGAAUUCCUCCUCAACACACCUUUUACAUGUCUGCCUAGUCGUCUGUGCUUCCCUGGGCAACCAGGAAACAUUUGACUCAGCGGGAGAGAACCGGAAUUGGAAAACACACGAGGGCAAUGGUCUCUGUUCUACUGUCCGUCAGUGGACUGUCUCUCCAAUAUCUUAGUAUUGUGUUUUUGAUCUCUCAUCGAUUGCCCUGACGUGACAAACGACCUGCUGUGGCGUCUGACGUGGAGAAAGAGGAUGAGGAGACGGGAUGAGGACCGUUCUGGAGUUGGUUCUCUACUGAUGGCUGAACUUGUUUAUAUAUAUAGUUUUUUGUUACUUUUUUAUAGAUUUCCGAAUAGGGAAAAAAAAUGUGCAGGCCUUUAAGAAUAACUGUCAGUUUGGUGGGAUGCGGGCGGGCAUUAUUAUGAAAUCGAUUAGCAUAUCUGGAAGCAAAUCCAAUGGAAAAAGCACUUCGAGGUUGGUCUCUCCAUAUACGUUUGUAUCUCUGUAGGUUUAACAGACACGCAUGUGCACCUGUCCAUGGAGUGGAGAGCUUGUGCUCCUCACCCUCUCAAAGAUGGUGGUUGCCAUCCAUCCACUGGGAGCACUGGGUCAAAAUGGCUGCCACUAAGGGGCAGUGGUUUCACUGAAAAGGGAGGGGCAAAAGUAAUUCUGCCAAAUUUGUUGCCAAAUUAGAUAUUUGUUUUCUUCUCUACUCCUUCCCUUGUUUGCUCUUGAUAGAGCAUGGAAGCAACAAAAUCGCGCAUUCUUACACUCCACAUUUUUACACUGGCAUAUUUAUGGGUUUUUUUUUCCUUCUUUUUUGUAUAACAGUAUCUUAUUGAAUUAUCAAUGGAAAUCAUAUUUUUUUCCCCCAACACAUCUCUUCUCAUUCAUAGUUUGACCAGGGGUUUGUAUCCUACAGUACCACAAGUCACCUAGAAGGUUAAACCACAACUUUAGACACACCAAGUGCUGUUACAAGAAGCAUAAAGUACGUAGCGCCAAAAAAAGCAAAUGUAAUGCAACAAAAAAAAGAGAAAGAGAGAUUGGUUUAAGAACACAGUUACGAACACUAAUAUUCUAUAGACUAGACCUUGUAUAGGCAAAAGUGUUCACUCAAGGCAACAUUGUAUACAGCAGGUAUUUUUUUUAGACUAGUCAUUAGUCUCUCUAAGAUCCAGACAUUCUAUAUUGGUCUUACAGUUGUAUGUUAGACCACAGAGCAUUUACAUACACAUCAUUUUUUUGUGUCACUUUUAUAACUUUUUUACUGUUUAAGAUGUUCAUCUAAUUGUCUGUACAGAAAGAAGCUGCUAUUUUAUUCUUUAUUUCUCUUGUGGUUGUAAUAUAUAUCUAUAUAUAAAGAAAAAUCCUUCAGGUUUAAUCUUUGACCGUUUUCAACUACAGUCCAUUUUCUUAUUCUUGUAUUUCUGCAAAUAUUCAUAUGAAACAAACAUUGUUUCCCCUUUGUUCCUAAAGGUAUGAUGUUUUGCCACAUAUUGUCCAAUGCCUUUUCAUUUGGUUCCUUUUUUUUAACCAUACAUUUUCUUUUGCUAGACUGAAAUCUUUGUCUUUUGUAGAGCGGUAUAGUGAUUGUAUUGAUUACUGUUGGUAAUAGUGUCGGGCUUCUCAAUUUGACACUUUCUGCUCCUUGUCAGUGCUGUUGUCCUCUAGCGCUGUGUAAGGUGUUGCCACCGAGUCACCGCUGAAUCUCAGGUCAAAGUUUAAGCGUGACUUUUCUCCACACAUUCUCAUUGAUGUUUGUACGCUGUCCAUCAGUUUUAUCUUCAGUGAGCUGUCUAGCAUUAACCCCUCUGUAGCAGAGCUAACACUGCAGUGCGUUGAGGUUUAGUGUCGUAUUUACUGUAGAGUCAUCUUUGCUUCCUCUGUCAGGGUCUGUGUACUGCACAGUAUAUUUCACUCCCUGGUCUAGAAUUAGAGCUUUCACUAACCUGAGACUCCACCCCUAUUCAACAUAAUACAGUCACAGAGGAGUACACCCCCCUUCUUCGUAACAGCAUGUUUGCCAUUAACUGUCGAUGAAAAGGAUCCCCCCCCCCCCUAAAGUAAUUAUCUUGUUGUUUUUUUUAAAUUAAGAUUAAUGUUAAUAUUAUAGACACAAGCUCAGUAAGACCAAACCAAUACUAAACGUAUGUAUGAAUACUAUAAUAAGACAUUUCAAACACAAUGAAUACUGUAACUGAGCAAUGCAUACAUUUAUGUCAGUGAGAAGUUGUGAUAUGGAGAGGACCACCUGGUAAUUUAUAUUGAAGGAUUGUUCACCUCAAAUUUAAGAUGCAUAUUAUUUAGUUGUCCCUGCCCAUGUUGCUUUCCCAGUAUGAUUAUUUAUUUUUGUGAUAUGUGUUCAUCACUGUACAAAUGCCCUGCGAGUAAGUAUUACAUGGAGAAUAUUUUUCUAUUUUUUUUCCCUUUGCUUUCAUGAUUGGAGGAUAGGAUGUAGUUUUUCCUUCAAGCAUUUAUCUACCUCACUCUUUUUUAGAUCUAUGUAUGUGUAUAAAAAGACAAUACAUCUCACUUUUUUCCUCACGACAGUACUGUUCUCUCUUAUCUGAUAGACCUCAUUAGCUCUAGAAUAUAAAGAAAACGACACAAGUCUGGAGUGGGGAGGUGGACCCCUGGGACACGAUUGGGCUUUAAAAGCUAUGCAGUUUCAUUGAUACUGAAGUUGUAUGCGUCCUAUCUUUGCCAUUUAAGUGGAAAGACAGUCAAUGCAGGAGUUAAGAAACACUUGUUCAUUAUGUCUGCCUCAGUCCUAUCCUCCUCACUCCUGCACAUAUUGAUCAUUCCCACAACCUCAGUUCCUCGGAUUAUACAGCUGGCUAAGAGAGGGGUUUUGUAAACUUUAUUUUUGAAAAUUGUUUUGGUAUAUAAAUGGAUUUAGAAAGAUGUUCAUUGAAAGAAGAAAAGAAACGGCGAUGAAAUGUCUGUGACCAUGUUGGCUCUGUAUGUUCCAGUGCUGUUAUGAAGUGUAUUGAGUUUAAAGUGAACGUUGUUUGUGCAGACACAGCUUUGGAGAACCAAACCACCAUUAAUGUCAAUUAUUUAUUAAACACUGCAAGGCGCAUUUGUGGCUAGCUCCAUUUCUAGCAAAUGGCCCCCAAACUAAGGAAGAUACCCUCAUGAUGUAUUCUCCUCAAGUUUGACUUGGUCAAUUCUAAGGUAAAAACUUAACAUGGCAUCGUGCAGUCUGCAUCCAACAGUCACUGUGUCUUGUACUGGCCCAGUAGAGGGUUGCCUUGAAGAUGAUUAUUAUUGACAAUUAGCCAUCCUCACCUUUUUAACUAAGCUUGUGACACAACAAUUAUAGACACAACAUUACAGACACAAAGAUAGCAUGUGUGAGCUUGACAUGCAUUUACUGUAACAUCCCAAGUGGUAUGUUCUCAAAGCUAGAGCUACACCUUUUAAUCUUACACCACAUGCUGAGAUGUCUCGAUACUCUAGGAAUGUACUAGUGUCUCACAGUCAAGGAUGGGAAUUUAGUGUCUAUGAGUCAGAGUGUUAGUUUCAACAUCCCCUGCUCUGGAAGGUUAUAUCUGUUUACCCGACAUUAAUAGCAGCAACAAACGGAAUAUAUUGAGGUCAAAACACCAUAUUUUACCAAGUAGUCUAUGGUGGGUAAAUAGAUUGGCAUGGAAGGUUGUGGACAGAAAGGUCUUUCUCAGAGUCCGGGUUUCCUUUCUUGGCAGUUGCCUCUGUCUCACCAGUAAGAAAACACUGUUUCCCCUCACUGUCUUUUACUCACCCCACCUUCAUCUUCUUUCAAAGUACCCUCCUCAAAGAUGGUCUCUGCACACAGCCACCCAGAUCCCAGAACAAAACACCCUCAUUCUCCUCUACCACAGACAUCUACCACAGACAUCUUGUUGGUACCAUAACAGUGGGUUUUAGGCCGUUUUCCCUACUAGAUCCAUUGAUCAUGGGUCUUGGUAUUCUCAGGGCCAAAGUGUUUGGAGUGGAAUAGGGGGAGACUCCUCGGCUGCCCCCAUAAUCUCUACUCUACUACUGCUGCUGCUGAUGUUGCUGCUUCAAACCUAUUGAAUCAAGCAAAGGCCUUUACAUGUAGAAAAGUAGAGCAAUAUGAGAUGAUACUGGAAAGCGAUAACGAGGCAAUUCUGGGUUCAUAUCUAUCCAUGUACAGUAUAUUAUAACAACCAGACACAGACUUUCAGAAUAUUCAGAUUGAUAAACUAAAAAUGGGUGAGGAAACUUUGAGAGCACCCGAGUCGUUUUGUCCAAAGUUUAGAUGGUUCAAACCAGAGAUUUGAGCUCUAGAGAAUUGAGAGUCAAAGACUUGGAAGAAAUGUUGAGAAAAAGGUUUGCGGUCCAUGUCUAUUGAAGCCUGGCCGUUCUGAACACAAGGCACUUAACUCUUUCUUGUUUUCUUUUAAUACGAAAAGAUUAGGCUCCAGGAAAUAAUAAAUGGAGGGUAGCAAUGAAACUUGGGGUUGGUAGAGUGGCACAUUGCUGGAUGGAAAAUGUUUUUGUGUGUUAUUUUGUUAAAGAAAAAAUAAAUCCAGAUCACCAGCUUUGUGCUCGUUUUUUGCGUUAUGUAUAUGGGUGCAAGUGCAUCACAUUUAGGUGUACAGUAUUCUUUAAUUUUUCUUUAAGUAUAGGCAUCCGUGCUAUUUAUUGUUUUUUUCCAUAUUCUAUUGUAUGAUUAGUAAGUUGGCCUGUUGCUUAGUGAAUGUCCGUUUACAACAACAACAAAAAAGACCUUUUCUUUCUUUCUUACUACUAUACAAACACAUCUACAGUAGAUUACGGGUAGUCCUUUGACAAAGAAAAAGUGAAGUUUACAUAACUUUAUUGAGCAAUUUUUGAAUUGCAAUCAAUGCUAGCUUGCCGGUUUUAUUGGAAACUUGUGCAGAAAUAGAUACGCUCCAUAUAAUAGUUAAAAUAAGAUGGAGACCCCUGGGUCUGCCUGGGGUUUUGAAUAUGUACUAUCUCUAGAGUUUGUACUGAAAGUCUUUUAUAAUUAAUUGACCCAACAGUGCUUAUCUGUUGGGCAUUCCUGCAUUUUGUCACAAAGGGGCCUUCAUUUUCUUCAAAUAAGAUUUAAAAAAUAACAUGAAUCAUAUGACCCAAAUGGAAUUCAUUUUUGGGUAAAACUUCACCAUAGAUAGUGCCAUUGAUGUAUCUGUUUGGAUUGGUUUAACCAUAAUGUAUCUCUUAGCAAUCUCCAGCAACUACACUCCAUGUAUGUAAUACACCAUUGCAACAGUACAUCUUGGAAAGGUUAAGAUGAGUAUACCAGAUACAUGUGAAAUUCAUGAAUGCAUUCAUAAUUUCAUCAAUUCAUAACUGACUUAUUUGUUGUGAUAUAGACACUGCAUCAGUGGGGAAUGGCAAGUUGGUUAAUGUAGUAGCCAUAACUUCCACUGAAGGACCUACAAAAAAUGUGCUAUUGCAGACAAUAGAUCUAAGGGAGAAAUGGCUGCCCCCCCCCCCCCCCCCCCCCAUUAAUUUUGGCUACUCAUUCUUAUGUCAUCAUCUCACUCCUCUCUAUCUCUCGUCACUUAGAAUGACUAUCUGUGACUUACAGAGACUGUCACAUGGCAUUUUUGCAUCAGAACUUUUCCACUGGAGUCUAUUCCAUUUAAUAGAAAAGGAUAAAAGAUGAAUGAAAGGCUUUUGUCUUGUUCUCCUACUGUUUCCUGUUAUGAUUUAAACUCAACUGUAGUGCUGUAAGGGUGGUCUAUUUUUCAGUGGACUGAACUAAUGUUAUAAUUCUCAUUCUAAUGAAUCAAACGUGAGAGUGAAUUCGUUGGGAUCACGGUUGUCUUGGUGUUCUUAUUCCCUCACUGUUAUCUGCACGGCUCCACGCAAUCUUGCCGUGUUGGUGAUGUGGAUUUCUAUGGUCUUUAAAAUGCCAGUUGUCACUGGCGUGAAGUUAUGAUAAUGGUUAUUUCAAUGUUUAGUGGUCUGACUUUUAUUUGCCUCAAUUCUACCACUGGAGAGCAUCAUAUAGAACUGACAUUGAAAACAGGACUCUUGUCUAUAUAUAUACAGUAUAUAUUUUAUUUUUUGUUACGAACGAUGGCCAAUUUGUUACCAAGAAUUUGAUGUGUGUAAAUUAUUCAUACAAAACUCCUGUGUUUAUAUUGAAAUGAUUCUUUAGAGAUUUCAAUUAUUUUUUUCUUUUGUAUAUUCUGUUGUAAGAAUUUAUUCCUGGUAUCAAUAUAUUCUGAAUACUUUACAUUCUGGGAGAAAUAAACUGUUUAUUUUAAAUGGCAGAAGGAGAGGAGAAUGUUUAGUUUCUCUUAUUCAUUCUUUUUCUAGUCAUUUAAAUUACCACAAGAUUUAAGUUGAAUAAAAAUGUAUGCAACAA
This is a messenger RNA of Osmerus eperlanus (European smelt), 11684 nucleotides long. Its product is annotated as insulin-like growth factor 1 receptor. Gene Ontology annotation, biological process: positive regulation of MAPK cascade; protein autophosphorylation; glucose homeostasis. Lineage: Eukaryota; Metazoa; Chordata; Actinopteri; Osmeriformes; Osmeridae. The record is from RefSeq and is a predicted model, not a curated record. The coding region runs from base 926 to 5224 and encodes 1432 amino acids. Gene Ontology annotation, molecular function: insulin receptor substrate binding; ATP binding; insulin receptor activity. The transcript has 21 exons. Gene Ontology annotation, cellular component: axon; plasma membrane; insulin receptor complex.